Spirometra erinaceieuropaei is the source of this 7961-nucleotide messenger RNA. Lineage: Eukaryota; Metazoa; Platyhelminthes; Cestoda; Diphyllobothriidea; Diphyllobothriidae. The record is from the annotation of a GenBank genome assembly.
AUGACUGCCGAUAAUAAACCAGCGCCUCUACCACAGGAUUUCACUCCCAGAAUAGGCGGUGAUGGUAUUAACUGCAUCGAAUUUUUACCACGCGCCCAGAAUAACGUUUUUGCCAUCGGGACAUCUGGCGGACGCGUCCGAUUGUAAGUUCGAGUUUUUUUUGACCAGAUUGCAAAAUUUAGUUACGAGGUUCUCGAAGGGGAUUGCAAGUGCAUUUAUCAAAAAAGAUGGCACAAAACAGUCCGAUGUCUAGAAUUCAAUAAGCACUCACCGAAUCAUCUAAUAUCGGCGUCAGCUGAGUGCGGAAUGAAGAUUCAUGACGUUGAAACAGGACAGAGGGUUGCCUACUUUCGAAGAACGGAGGAUACAGCUCCAUAUUCUUGUUUGGCUUCUGUGGCCGACCAUCGGUGGGUUUCGGGUGAUGACGGCGGUUCAGUUAAGGUAAAUUUCUUGUCAGCUGUGUUUACUCGUAGGUAUGGGACGACCGCCAGAAGGACGGUAUUUGUUGCAAAAUGAAACUGGAUGCUACUGAAGAUAGUGAGCUGGUGGCCAUAAACGAUAUUGCGGUUGGCUCUGAUGCGCAAGGUACACUCCUAGCGGCAGUGGACAACGGGUGUCUUGUCGCCUUCAAUAUUCGUCGACGGCGGAGAGAAAUGACAUCAGAGCCAAUGGGUUACAGCGCUCGCGCAGUGAUUACUAUUAAGGUUAGUUCGGACCACUUAAUUGUGUUAAAAACUUUUGAUGUUAUUUUAUAUUGCCACUCGUCUAAAAACCUUUUAUUCAGAUUAAAUCCACCAUAAAUCACUGUCUUUAUUUUACAGAACGUUAGGACCUUCUAAAUUAAGAAAAGUGGUCUUGAUGGGACGCCCGUUUUUAGUUCCCUACCUAGCUGUGGUUUGAAUAUUCAUCCCGAAUACCGCCGCCCCGAGGCCGACGUAUAUAUCUAGAACGCUGGUAACUAUCUGAAACCGGAUGCAACAAAUUGCGCUACUGGCAGCAUCAAUGCUUAUAACUAAGCACUUUGCGCUUGUCUUCGGAGUAGAGGCCUGGCGGGAAUGCUGGUCCGUCCAGUCGUCAUCGCAUUUGACGGAGAAUUAUGACAUGGUAGCCUUCGAUGUACAAUUUAUGUAGACGUUACCGUUUUAUAUUCCCUCACUGACUUUCGUGCCCUUGGGCGGUUAUUUAUGAAAAACUCCCAUUCCUUUUAUUGGUAUUGUUGGAAAUUUGCAUUUCUGACAUUGAUUAUCUUUAGAUACUCAGGAUAUCUCUAGAUUUCUCAGGAUACUCUGUCCUGAAGAACUGCAUAAUUUACUGAUUAUUUGAGAAUUCGUGCCAAUGCAAGCGUAAUUGAAUAUCCAGCGUUUUCAUAUACUCUGACAGAGCUUGUCACUGGGUUGACGUAUACUCAGUUUGCAAUGAUCGAAAGGUCUCAUCAGAAAAAUAUUGGGAAACCGAAUGUAACCAUCCUAAAUGGCGAAAUUUGUUUGUCAAAACUGAGGGAUGAACGUUUUGCAAUCGUCUAGAAAAAAAAUUUGGAUCAAACGUCUUCAGUAUCUGGGGGUUACUCAUAAGGCAUGCCUCAAUUUACGAAAUAUCUUUGCUCACCGGCAAACCGGCCGUAGUGCAUCGACCAAAGCUUCCAACUAAUAAUUGACGACUUUGGCUGGACGAGGACAAUAUAGAAGUACCAAAAGUAAUAUCACAUUGCUUAGAAAUAACGAUUUUCUUGGGAAAGCAAAAGUACCAAAAACGCAAAAAGUCAUGUCAAAAGAGGAAACUCAGGCUUUAGAAAUACGUAAAGCUGUCUAUGCAAAUAACAGUAGAUAAGACAGCACAAGUAGGACAACGUUAAGAAAUAGUCCUUCUGCAGUUAACAAUAGAAUCACUGCAAAGGGAAGUAUGACGGUUGAGCGACUGUCCGUAGUUUAAACAUAGAUUCUAAAACGGCGCAUAAAAGCGCUGGUGGGCUAAAGUAACAAAGGCCUGAAUCAAAUGAGCCAGAAAGCAAUGUCCGAAGAACGGAUUGGAGACGAGCGAGACCAAAAGUGUCUGUGGUUUUCCGAAAACUGACAGCCAAAUGUUUCCCUACGGCUCGUCGUUUCGCUGCAAGGCACGCUUACCUACGGACUCCCUAGAUGACUUGUCAAGCAUUUUAACAAAGCAUUUUAACUCAGAACACGUCCUUAUUUUCAACUCAUUCAAAAAAAAACUCAGGAGCGUCAAAAUAGCUGCCGACAAGAAACGGUCUCCUUUGACGUCUCUAUCCACCUCCAUUCCCAAAGAAUUGACAAUGUGGGUCUUCAACGACCUACUGAAUAGAAGGUACGACGAAAAGAAAAAUAUUUUUAAGGGAACCAUACAAUAACGCUACUGGACUACUGCUUACUCACGUUCUUCAAGUGUAACGGCCACAUUUACGAAGAAAUCUCGGAACCCCGAUGAAAUCCCCGACUGCCUGUCUGAGACUGUCAUGCGAGAACUGAAAACUGGGGUCUUUCAGCCAUACAGGCCAAAAUUCCAGAUGGGCCAGGUAAACAAAAUCUUUCUCAUCCUACGCUAAGACGAGUACGACAACUGCAUAAGGGAAUGAAACCCGAUUUUCCCACAAAUUCAAUCCAUAAUAGAGGAAGGAAAGGGCUGCGUGCCCCUUUCCUUGACUUCAAGGCAUCGAGGCUGGAAGACAGAGCUCUCCAGACUGGUGUCUUUCGAAAAGCGACGAACGUGGAAAAAAUUCUUUACCGCAACAGCAACCACCUGCCGCACAAGGGCAGUUGCGUCCGGUCACUUUUCGUCGCAUCAGCACACGGCAACGCAGAGGCCGGGAACCCGCGAAGGCGUAAAACCCUGCGUCAUCUCUUCCCUGCUAAUGGAUACCCUUGCAGUUUCAUAAACAAAAGAUGGUACCAACUGCACACGAGAACCUUCGGUGAGCAAAAACAAGGACCCAAAAUCUUCCGUAUUCUUCCCUAUGUGAGGAGCAUCUCCGAAGCCACUGAACUCAUGCUAAGAUCGCUAAACGUGGGCGUUGAGCGCCGACCGGAUGUCACUGCCUGCCGCGCACUCAUGCAGCGAAAGGGUCGGCUACCACCUCUGGACUCGUCAGUCGUCAUUUACCACGUAAACUGUCCGGACUGUCCGACUAACUACUGCGGCCUGUCCGACAAACAACUGAGAGCGCGCAUGCAUAAGCAUGCUUUAGUCGUAGAUCAGAGGGAUGCACAAUCCCACGGCGCGAUGCCCAGUCUGGAAAAUAAUUAUAGGUUAAUAAACUGGCUUUGUCCAAGUGCUCGUCAGAACCGAAGGAGAACUAGUGAGAAAAAUAACCGAAGCCUUGCAAUCGGACGCCAUUCCGAUCAACAGCGCCAUAGAAAGCCACCAGGCGCCACUUACGCACGAGAGGAAGGCUGAUAAGAGAGAGUAGUAGAACUAUCAGGAAUGAGUGCGAAAGACCUGUUUAGACCAUAUAUUUCUCGUUUCGUCUAUCACCGACUAUACACUGGAGUUUGAAAGUGAAACGUCAUAUGAUUAAAUGUUCUUCCACGUAGGUCACCUAAUCGAUCCGAAGGUGUUACACACCUCGGAAUUGGGUAUGCCUGGCCAGCGACGGCUAAUAAGCCAUUGCAGUUUCCCUUGUCUUUGUCGGUAGUGCUAUUCUGCCUGUUUCACGCGCCGUCGUGCGGCUGUUGGAGGGGCUCGAGAGAGAGCCUCGAGGCACAACGGAACGGCUGAGUCCCAUCCGAUGAUGUGCUUGAAAGUCGAUGCUUCUUCGCUUUUUGCGCCAGAAAGCGACCGCUGUGUCCACAACUACGCAUCAAUUGCUUCUCGUCUCUCCCAUUUUUCCUUGAGAUUUUUGCACAUGACUUCUAAUUCAGUGUACCGAUUGGCGCAUGACCCGUCUGAGUGCAUUGCUUCGAGAAACUCCGCCACUUUGUUAGGGCAGACGCCGACAAUGCGAGUUUUUCCCACGCAAAGGUGUGCCCGGUGUCUGGUGUUUGUAUGGCCACAUGAGGCAGAUGAUCUCACUUCUUAAUUGCCUGUUGACGCACGUGGAUGCCUGUAGAGGCGAAUUCUUCCGUUUGGCUACAAUGCACGGCUUCGCAGGCACCAGAUGGAAUCUUGUGGACGCUUUCUGUCUUAUCAAAUUAGUCCACACUAUCCUUACGGCGUGCAAGCUGAAUGCGUAAUGUGGUCGUCGGUUUAUGUCCUACUCGUAUUUGGGUCUUUCGUCAAGUGUCUCUGAAUGAGUUCACAUGCGCCUAAUGUAUGGAGGAAUUCUCCAAGUAUAUGCUUUGAGCACUUGAUUGGCACUAGCUAAUUUCUUUUCAUUAAACUCUUGUUGUUUCAUGCAUCUAUGUACAGAAUCUCUAGGGUAACCAUUCUGGGAAAAUAACUCAAAUGGGUAAUUUAGCACGACCCCGUAGCUUUUUUCGUCAAAACAACAUGUUUCGCUCACUGAUGCAGACUUGACGGUACUCCGCGUGUGAGAGAUUGGGCUGUUGCUCUCAUAAUAUGAGAUGACUUCCGCGCAAGUUUCUUUGCGGCGAACAGUUGUGUGUAGUGUUCUGUAAGUCCUUCCCAGCUAGAAAUGGGUUUUUUUGUCAACUCCUCUAUGCGGUUUCUCGUAAGUGAAUUCCAGGGAAACAUCGAGCUCGUGAUUUCGAAAUUAUUAGGCCUUAAAUUCAGACCCUUAAAAGUCGUGCCGGACCCAUAAUUCAGUCUUCUGCACUUAGUAAUUUAUGAAACUACUGGCUUGUUUUUCCUAUAGAGUUCACAUACCAGAAACUGCGUAUAUAUGCAGUAUGUUAUUACCGACAUAUAUAUAUCUUGGUGAUAGUUUAAGUUCUUUGGGUGAACGCAAAUUUUCGGUCGUGGUCCUCCACGCUGCCUAGAUUAGUCGGCGUUUGUGCCAACGCGUCUGUCGCGCCCCCUCAUCCGGGGUCGGGUUAACUCUCAAUUAACUUAUUCACGUAGACCUAGAACAGCCCUUAAGUUGGACAAGUUAUUUGUUAACGUGUUUUUUGAUUUUGUCUCAUAGAACAACAAGAAAGUGCUGGUUGGAACCGACGAGGGUGUUGUUCUCACCUACAAUUGGAAUGAGUUUGGCAGUAUUUGCGACCGAUUCCCCGUUCGUACCAGUCGUACGCGUUUAAGUAGCAGCAAUUUGACAAAGACCUUUGAAAGUGGCCUGCCGUCUGUGGAGAAAUUUUCGAAGAUCAACGAGGAUAUCGUUAUUAUUGGAACCGAUGACGGUGCGCUAAGGUACGCCCUGCUAAAGUUUACAACCUUUUUUACAUCCGUGCUUCUUCUGGACGACGUUGCGGGUGAGAGUAUGCCAAAACUCAGCCCGCAGAACACUGGGUUAUGUUUUAAACAUAACAUUAUUGCAAUGGAACGUGGGAGGUUUUCAGUCUCUCGCCGUAUUGCGGCCGUUAGAAUACCCGCUGUUUGCAUUUUCACCUUGUGUUUUAACCCUUUGCGUCAUUCCCCCCGAGUUCUGGACCUGAAAGACAUUUUGAGAUAGACUUAUCUCAAAUCGACUGACUUUUGACCCCUUAAUUGGUAUUAAAUUUUCGUAACUGCAUUUGCCUUACGAUUUCCGUUACCGCUGUUAUCCCACUGCCGUUAUACACCCGCCAUGCGAAUCAGACAAGUGUAUCAUUUCGGGCCACAGGUAAGAAGGAAAAACUUCCUUGCUGUCAUGGAACACUGACUGCCAUUUUCGGAUGGAAAAGCUGUUUACGUGAGGUUGCAAAAUCAGUUGCCAGUGCCCAUAAUCCCGAGUUAAUUCUCACCCGAUAACAUGCCAACUUGUGACUAAACAUCUUUCCAGCUAGCCAUGCGAAUGGCACUGGGAAAGUAACUGAGUAAAAGUAACAAAUAAAAUGAAUUUUACUUUAUGGAGUGGGCACACGAAUUCUAUUCAUGCACACACCUACCCUAUGGGGGAUUUCUUAUCCCACAAACGUAACAGUUAAUGAAGGAGGGUGUUUUGAUUCUUAAAAGUUUUUGCUCUUGAGACCAUGGAACUUCUCAUGAUUACUCGUGUAACCCACCAUUUCCAAGAUUAAUAAAUGCGCGCAAAGUCGACAGAAUGGUCGUUAUCUGUUGCUAUACUUUGAGCAAUGGGUCUCGGUGUAGGGACGCGUUGGGUUAUAGGAAAGCAGUUUGUAAGUUUUGGUAGUAAGUUAGGACACUGUUUUUCUCUAGAUACGUGGAUAUUAAUCAACAUUCCUUAAGCCGGAGUAAUUUUAUUGAGGGACCAAAAUAAAGGCGUGGUUUCUCCAAACGUAGUCCAAGAGGCGUUUUUGUGCAUCCCUUCUAUGUAGUUGGGUUGGAUCAAAAAUAAGUUGAAGCAUAUGGCACUCAUGCAGUCAUUGUUUUACGAGUGUAAUUUACCGAGGUGGAUGGAAGGGGUUUCACUAAAUGGCCAAUGUUGUACCAUGACCCUGGUAAAACAUUUCCUACUAAUCGGUCUUGUAACCUCGCCGUAGUUCUCUUUAUCUGGAGGUAUAUCGAACUUCCAAAGUCAUGUUUUAUGCUUUCCGGCGCAUCCUGCAUAUUUUAUCGAACGUUUCGCUUUGAGUUGCACCAGCCGUCCUCAAAAUAGCGCCAUUUUGUAUAUGUCUUUAGGACACAAACUUGAAGCCAGAAGAGAAGGUCAAUCGGCAUUUGCCUUUGAGACAUGUCGACCAGCUUUUGGGGAAGGCGUUAAGUCCUACCACACUUCGCUUAGAUUUAUGGGCACGUUUGGUGGGACAUAGUGGCUCAAGGCGUCGUGUUGCAUGGGAGAAAACGGACCCAGAGAAUUUUUCAGUGGAAAGCGCUAACAGCAACGUUCAGAAUGGUGAACGUAAAGCGGACCUUUCUGCCUUCCGUGUGUGUACCUAAAAAGUUCAAAUAGCACAAACAGGAGAAUUAGCGCUGCGCGUUCGUCAUGUUCUUGACUGUAUCCCUCAUUCAUAGUGAGUUUCAUUUAAGCACUUAUCUUUGGCAAUAAAAGCGCUUGAAACAGACAAAGGAGUUGGAGAAUCAACACAGCCCAAAAUAUUUGCCGCGGCACGGACCCCUUCCACCCCUGGGUUGUCGUAAGCACGCCUACAAAUUGUGCAAAUUAAUCGAUGCUGCUUUUUCGUGAUCCGAAGGAUGAACAUGAACACUUGCCGCUACUUCUGAGAUCGGCGGUUCGAAGCUCAUAGCAAUCGUUUUUGAUUAUGCGAAUUCUCUAUUUCCCGUAGUUUGACUUAUUAAGUGUCCCAGUCGCUUAGGUUGCUGCCUGUGCUGCACGUAUGACGGAUCAUCGACCCGCACUUAUCUUUCAAAAGGCACAAUGAACACUUUUUCAGGAAAACGAUGUCAAGUGGACAGAAUGCCUCUAAUGCGCUUAACUAUUCUCAUUCGGUCCAAAGUUUUCCCAUACGUUCUACUUUCCGGACGUUCAGAAUGCCCUAGAAUGCUUGGGCGCUUCCCCAGUUUCAGACCUCCUAGGUCCUAAUCUUUGUUGCUCCCGUGUUCGCAUGUUUUCUUUUCUCUCUCACAGUGCUUUCAACAUUUUACCAAAUCGGAUGAUCUCUUGUCUGGGCUGGCACACGGGUAGUUCAGAGGAGAACUUCGAGCAGAUGGGUGGUGAUUGUAUGAGUCUCGCUGUUUCUCCGGAUGCGCAGUUCGUCGCGAGCGCCUUACCCUCCAGUUCGAACUUACGCUUCUGGUCUCUGGAGGGCAUCGAGUCGGACGCAGCUCGAGAGGUCGAUGCCCUGAAGGUACCCAGAAAGCGACGCUCUUCCUCUGCUUUGGUUUCAUCAAAGACUUCCAAAUCUCGUGCCACAUCCCGCGAAAUGGACCGCAAACGAUGCGAUUUCCUCUCUGGUCUCCUUCCUUCAGACCAGGAAUCUGACGAAAGUCGCGACGCCGAAGAGGACAGUGACAGUGAUGCUGACAGCAGUGAGGACUCUGGGGACAGUUAG